CACCUCUACACGUCUCCCCCUCCACUUCCACGUUCACCACCGCCAUCACCACCACCACCACUCACCACCCACCUCACCCACCUCACCCACCCCACCCACCUCACCCACCCCACCCACCUCACCCACCCCACCCACCUCAACCCUCCACCUCUCAAUCACACAAGCACCCACCCCACACCACAACAAUGGCGCGCAAACGCAAGAACGCAUCCAGCAACCCCACCUCGUCGUCCAAGCACCCCAAGCACCCCACCCACAAGCGACCGCGCACAUCUCUGGACAAAGACGAGGGCUCAGAUGAAAACGGCAGCAGCAUUAAAUUCCCCCAAGCAGGCGGUUACAUCGACGCCACCACCGGGCAGCGGGGUGCCUUCCCCGGCCUCGACACGUUCGCGGGCGGCGACGACGACUUCUACGGGCCGCCCUCCGACGGGCUCGAGUACCUACGCAUGGUCCGCAGUGAGGCGCGCGGCGUGCCAGAGCUGCUGCUCGCGCCGCACGUGAGCAGUUCGCACCGGCCGCCGGCAGCGAAGCCACAGCGGGAGGCGGAGGAUGUGGUGCUGAAUUACGACGAGCCCACGGCCGCUUCCGGGGAGGGGGAGGGGGAGGGGGGGGAGCACUGUUACUUUGCGGAAAGUACCUAUGUGUCGCUGCACCCAUCGCCCGCGCGCUCCGCGGCACCGGCGUUCCACGCGCCGAUCCUGCGCCUAUUCGUUUCGCUGCGGGGGCGGCUAUCUUCCACGCCGCCGCGGGGGGCCGCUUCGCGGCCGUUCCCGCGCUGGAGCGAUGCGAAAGCCUGGCGCGCGCUGGUGUCGACGCAGCCGCCGAGGCUGGGCUGGGUCUGGAGUAUGCAGCAGUGGGAGGUUGUGAGGUUGCUGGGAGAUGUGGCCGGCUGGAUCGGCUGGAGGAUGAGGGUUAGGAAUGCGCGCGGUAGGGGGAUGCCGAAAAAUUGGGGCGCGUGGUGUUGGGCGCUACUGCUGAGGUGUCAGGAUGUUAUGGUUGCUGAGGAGGUGGCGGUUGUGAGGGAGCUGGGCAAGGUUGCGGUGGGGAUGAGGAGGGGGAUGAUGGUUGGGGAGCGGGAGGGGGAGGGGGAGGGGGAUGAAGGGAAGGAGGCGAAGGAGGCUGAGGAAGGAGAUGGCGCGGAGACAGAAGAGACAAAGGUGGAGGUGAGCAGCAAGGCCGAAGAAGCAAAGGAGUCUGAGCAGGAAGUCGAAGAGGGAGUCGAAGAGGAAGGCGAAGUCGUCGAGCCUAAAAAGCCCGAAAUCGAGUUCUACAGCGUUGAGGACUCGAUCGGCAUGCUGGAUAUGAUCAUUUCUGUCGUGGGUGAUUUCUUCGGACAGAGAGACCUGUUGGAGGAGAGGGCUGCGAUGGGCAGUCGAUGA
Molecule: messenger RNA, 1382 nt
Organism: Tricharina praecox
Lineage: Eukaryota; Fungi; Ascomycota; Pezizomycetes; Pezizales; Pyronemataceae
Exons: 1
Coding region: 186-1382 (398 amino acids)
Biological process (GO): spliceosomal snRNP assembly
Cellular component (GO): SMN complex; nucleus
Source: RefSeq, a predicted model, not a curated record